Molecule: messenger RNA, 2707 nt
Organism: Physella acuta
Lineage: Eukaryota; Metazoa; Mollusca; Gastropoda; Physidae
Biological process (GO): G protein-coupled receptor signaling pathway; cell surface receptor signaling pathway
Cellular component (GO): membrane
Molecular function (GO): G protein-coupled receptor activity
Source: RefSeq, a predicted model, not a curated record
AAAAUGACCUCAAGCACAACCUACCUGCUGAGAUGGAGGUUUACUUACGGGAAAGUCUACUCCAGGGCAGUUUUAAAUUCCAGUACUUUGCCAUGGCCUUCAACAUGACCAAUCCGCACGGUCGUUGUGUCCACAUGGCCUAUGAGCUGGGUGUGUUCGCGCAUUUGAUUGGUCAGAAAACCGUUGAUCAAAAGAAGCUCCAGGAUGACCUACUGAGGAUCCGGAAUUUGACUUUCUCCAUGCGCGUUAAAAAGUGGAGCACGGUUUUCCAGAGUUAUCCAAGUGAGCUCCCCUGGUACUUGAUGCACCCUUCUAAACAAACCAGCUCAUCCUGCAUGACCAUUGUCUCAAACGACCAGUUGCAGCAGAGAAAAGCGGGCAUCAAAAGCGUUUCCACUACGACCUCUGACCCCUUACACAAACCAGACAGGCCGAGACAGUCCCUGCUGCGCAUGACCAGUCUCCUCAGCUGCCCGCAGGUCAUCUUACACGCCGACGAGUUCUCCACUUCCGGUCCGGAUUCGAAUCUGAUUUUACUCCGGGGCAGACCGGGCAAUGUCGUGCCCAGGAAUCGAUACUUCGAGGAUUUGGACGGCAACGUGACGGUCUGUCUGGAGGACUUCCUGUCCGUGCUGACCCCUGACCCCGCCAAGAGGACAACGAUGGAAAAUGUCCUGGUGUCUGUCCUCUUGCCGAUAUCCAUGCUCUGCUUGCUGGCUUGUUUCGCCGUGUUUUUCGCCUUCGCGGAGCUACGCUCCCUCUCCGGGAAAAACAACAUGCUAUUUAUAGCCGCGCUGUUCUGCUCGCAAGGGGCGCUGUUGCUAGGAUACAUAGUCGAUGACGACAGCAGUUUGUGUGUGGCUUUCGGAGUACUCAAUCAUUAUUUCUGCCUGUGUCUGUUCUGCGCCCUAAUUGUGUGUUCCUACCACGUCUACGCCAUAUUCGCCACCAUGCAUUUAUCCGCGAACACGACAAAGGAAGGGAGAGCAUUAACGUUGUAUUGUUUCUUCACGGGUAUCGCCCCCUUGUUGGUUAUCGCCCUUGUCAUCCUCGUCCACACCACAACGCACCUGCCGUCUGUGGUUUUGGGCUACGGGGGCGGGGCCAUGUGCCUACUCUCGAAACUCACAACACUCUGGGUGUCGCUUUUCCUGCCCCUCGUGAUCUGCCUCGUUAUCGCUAUCGUGCUCUUCGUCCUGACCUGCAUCAGCCUACGUCACAACAUUGACUUGGAGAUCAACGCCGCCGACGAACGACACGUGCAUUUUUAUUUCCGAGCGUCGCUGAUUUCAUUUUUAACGUGGAUGGUCGGCUGUGUGGGAAUAAUCACCUCCCUCCCCAACAUCCGGAUUGCCUUCAUCAUUAUGCAAUGGGUACUGGGGCUCUACGUCUUCGUAACCUUGGUGCUGACCGACCGGGUGACCAGACUCUUGACCGGAUGCUGCUGCGGAAGCCGGCGCCCGCCGAGGGGGCGGACGUCUUUUAAUUUAAAAAUGGAAAACCGCGCCGAAUGCCCGGCCCGGAAACCGUGCAUCGUCGCCACGGGGUUCAGAAAAACGGAAAUGGCCGUCGGCGACUGCGGGGACGCCUGCGGCGCAGACGCCGGCGGUGACGUCAUCGCGGCGUGCGAUCAUCGCAGUCAUUCGGUUACCAUGGAGACGGUGACUUGACUCCCGGAAGCGUAUGAUUAUUAAUUUAACUUCACUUGAUCUGAGGUCACAUGGGCGUCUUAAUGUUGAUCUGCUUGGGGGCGCCGUCGCCUAGCGCCCGAUUUUGUUUUUUUUUCCGUGCGCGCCCUCACCGACUGGUGGCCAGACUAUCACGUGGUAUGCUAGUCAUGUGAUCUAAGGUCACGGUCUAUGGCGAAUUGCUGCUUUGUCAUCUAGAACUACUGCCGGCUUUGUUACCAGUAACAUUUCAGAGAUAACCUACACUUCCUAGUGCCUUGUGUACGAGUCUAUGUAUUAGGUACACGCCGUAUAUGAAUGUCAUGGUGUUGUGUACAUGUUAUGUGUACGAGUCUAUCUGCUAUGUACAAGUCAUGUCAUUGGCAAUGUUUGUUUCUUUCAUGAUUUUCUUGCUUCGGUGUGGGGAGGGGGGGAAGCAUUCAUGAAAAUGCUUAAAGUAUAUAUUUACUAUGAUGAUGAUGAUGAUGAUGAAAUUUGAAAAGUAUAUAUUUACUAUUCAGAUUUCAUCAUCAUCAUCUUUUCCGGUUCGUGCCCAAGACACAUAAGGCAGAUGAAGUAGAGUUUAGUUGUUUCAUUUCCCUCGGCGUACAAGGAGGUAGUGCCCAGCCACCUGUUUCCCUAACUUGAGUCAGGUACCCACUCAGGGAAGUCCUACAGACAUAAGCCCGGGAUCCGAACUUGAGACUUUCGGGCUAGCAUUCAAACACUCUACCAUUCGACCACACCAUUACUAUUUAAAUUUCAUUUUUUUUAAAUCUGGAUAUAAGCCUGAAAGAAACCCUGUGUGUGCGUUAGUUUCUAUGCAAGACAGUUUUUUUUUUACAUGUACGCAAAGUGUCCUUUCAUGUACGCACAUUCAAUACCGAGUUGUGUACACUCUGUUGUUCUGCAUGCUGUAAUGUGUACGCCUGGUGUACAGUCUGCCGCCAUGUUUUACUCUCGUGUACACUGUUGUGACAAGUACACAACGUGACCAGAAAAAAAAUCGGCCUGGAAUUAAUUAAGGAGUUAAUUAAUUA